Molecule: messenger RNA, 3615 nt
Organism: Pseudozyma flocculosa PF-1
Lineage: Eukaryota; Fungi; Basidiomycota; Ustilaginomycetes; Ustilaginales; Ustilaginaceae
Exons: 2
Coding region: 1-3615 (1204 amino acids)
Biological process (GO): 'de novo' pyrimidine nucleobase biosynthetic process; UTP biosynthetic process; L-citrulline biosynthetic process
Cellular component (GO): cytosol; cytoplasm
Molecular function (GO): ATP binding; dihydroorotase activity; aspartate carbamoyltransferase activity
Source: RefSeq, a predicted model, not a curated record
AUGCACCGCUCCAUCCGGGUGAUGCCCAAGGGCGCUCGCCUCGCCAGCUCGACCUGGUCGGCGGCACCCUCUACGGCCUGCUCCUCUCGCCUCCUCGCGGGGGCAACGCCAUCAUUGCCGGCCCUGCGCAGCCUCUCGACCAAGGCAGCCUCGGCCUCGGCCGUGCUGCAAAACGGCCCCGCCUCAAAGGGCUCGAGCCUCUUCCGCUCCCGCUUCCACACCGCCGCGGCGCUCAAGUCGCCCUCGCCCACGGCGCCGGCACAGGCGACGACGGUCGAGCCCAUCCAGCCCGCCGCCAGCGGGCUCCAGCAGUGGAGCAAGUACCUGCCCAAGGUCGAGCGCUCCGACGUCAAAAAGGUCCUCCUCGUCGGCUCUGGCGGUCUCUCGAUCGGCCAGGCGGGAGAGUUCGACUACAGCGGUUCGCAGGCCAUCAAGGCGCUGCGCGAGUCGGGCAUCGAGACGAUCCUGAUCAACCCGAAUAUCGCCACGAUCCAGACCAGCCACCAUCUCGCAUCGCAGAUCUACUUCCUCCCCAUCUCGCCAGAGUACGUCGCCUACGUGCUGGAAAAGGAGCGCCCCGAUGGCGUCCUCCUCACCUUUGGUGGCCAGAGCGCGCUCAACGUCGGCGUCAAGCUCGACGACAUGGGCGUCUUUGAGCGCCUCGGCGUCAAGGUGCUCGGCUCGCAGGUCGACGUGCUCAAGAUGUGCGAGGACCGCGACCUCUUUGUCCAGGCCCUCGACCAGAUCAACAUCCCCGUCGCCAAGUCCGAGGCCGUCGACACGGUGCCCCAGGCGCUGCGCGCCGCCGAGGAGAUUGGCUACCCGGUCAUUGUCCGCGCCGCCUACGCCCUCGGCGGCCUGGGCUCCGGCUUCGCCGACAACGAGGACGAGCUGCGCGACCUCAGCGCCCGCUCGCUCAGCCUCAGCCCGCAGAUCCUGGUCGAGAAGAGCCUCAAGGGCUGGAAGGAGUCCGAGUACGAGGUGCUGCGCGACCAGGAGGACAACGCCAUCAUCUGCUGCAACAUGGAGAACUUUGACCCGCUCGGCAUCCACACGGGCGACUCGAUCGUCGUGGCGCCCUCGCAGACGCUGUCGGACGACAACUACCACAUGCUGCGCUCGGCGGCGCUCAAGGUCAUCCGCCACCUCGGCAUCGUGGGCGAGUGCAACAUCCAGUACGCCCUGAGCCCGGACAGCCGCGAGUACCGCGUCAUUGAGGUCAACCCGCGUCUCAGCCGCUCGAGCGCGCUGGCGUCCAAGGCGACCGGCUACCCGCUCGCCUACACGGCCGCCAAGCUGGCGCUCGGCCACACGCUGCCCGAGCUGCCCAACGCCGUGACCAAGUCGACGACGGCGUGCUUCGAGCCCUCGCUCGACUACAUCGUCACUAAGAUCCCCAAGUGGGACCUGUCCAAGUUCCAGCACGUCAACCGCGAGGUGGGCUCGUCGAUGAAGUCGGUCGGCGAGGUCAUGGCCAUCGGACGCACCUUCGAGGAGUCGCUCCAGAAGGCCAUCCGCAUGGUGGCGCCCAACUACGACGGCUUCGACGCCUACGUCGUGCCCGAGGACCUCGACCACGCCCUCUCGGUGCCCACCGACACCCGCCUCUUUGCGCUCGCCUACGCCAUGCUGGUCAAGAACUACGACGUGGAAAAGUGCCACGAGCUCACCAAGAUCGACCGCUGGUUCCUGUUCAAGCUGGACAACAUUGUCCAGAUCAACCGCCAGCUGGAGCGCAUCGGCUCGCUGAGCGCCAUCGACAAGGAGACGAUGACGCUCGCCAAGCAGCGCGGCUUCUCGGACCGCCAGAUUGCCAAGCUCGUCGGCGCCCAGGAGUACGAGGUCCGCGCCCACCGCAAGGCGCUCGGCAUCACGCCUUUCGUCAAGCGGAUCGACACCGUCGCCGCCGAGUACCCGGCCAAGACCAACUACCUCUACACGACCUACAACGCCUCGACCCACGACGUCGAGUUUGACGAGCACGGCACCAUGGUCCUCGGCUCCGGCGUCUACCGCAUCGGCUCGUCGGUCGAGUUUGACUGGUGCGCCGUCACCUGCGCCCGCCGCGUCCGCGCCAUGGGCCACAAGACGAUCAUGGUCAACUACAACCCCGAGACGGUGUCGACCGACUUUGACGAGGCCGACCGCCUCUACUUUGAGGAGCUCGGCUUCGAGCGCGUCAUGGACAUCUACGAGCUCGAGGGCGCGACGGGCGCCGUCGUGUCGGUGGGCGGCCAGCUGCCGCAGAACAUCGCCCUGCGCCUCAAGAACGCCAACGUCAACGUGCUCGGCACCGACCCUGUCAUGAUUGACUCGGCCGAGGACCGCCACAAGUUCUCGCAGAUCCUCGACAACGUCGGCAUCGACCAGCCCGAGUGGACCGAGGCCACCAGCGUCGAAAAGGCCAAGGAGUUUGCCGCCCGCGUCUCGUACCCGGUCCUCGUCCGCCCCUCGUACGUCCUCUCGGGCGCCGCGAUGAACGUCAUCUGGGACGAGUCGACGCUCGAGCACCACCUCACCGCCGCCGCCGAGGUCAACACCGACUACCCCGUCGUGCUGACCAAGUUUAUCGACAACGCCCAGGAGAUUGACGUCGACGCCGUCGCCCACAAGGGCAACCUGCUCGUGCACGCCGUCUCGGAGCACGUCGAAAACGCCGGCGUCCACUCGGGCGACGCCACCCUGGUGCUGCCGCCCUUCUCGCUCGACCCCAACGACCUCUCGCGCCUCAAGGUCAUCGCCCAGAAGGUGGCAAAGGCCUUCAACAUCUCGGGCCCCUUCAACAUGCAGAUCAUCCGCAAGCCCGCCGGCGAGGGCGAGUCCGAGGCGCAGCUCAAGGUCAUCGAGUGCAACCUCCGCGCCUCGCGCUCCUUCCCCUUCGUCAGCAAGGUGCUCGGCCACAACUUCAUCGACACGGCGACCAACGCCAUUGUCGGGCAGGACGUGCCGGAGCCGGUCGACCUGAUGGCGCAGGAGCGCGACUACGUUGCCAUCAAGGUGCCCCAGUUUUCGUGGACGCGUCUUGCGGGCGCCGACCCGUUCCUGGGCGUCGAGAUGGCGUCGACGGGCGAGGUGGCGUCGUUUGGCAAGGACCUGUACGAGGCGGCGUGGGCGUCGAUCAGCUCGCAGACGGCGUUCCGCGUGCCGCAGCCGCGCUCGGGCGUGCUCAUGGGCGGCGACGUGACCAAGCCGCAGUUUGCUCAGAUCGCGCGCAAGCUCUACGACCUGGGCUUCAAGCUGUACUGCUCCGACUCGGACGUCGAGGCCUUCCUCAACAACCUGCCGCACCUGUCGGCCAAGAAGAUCCGCUUCCCCGUCAAGGACAAGCGCAAGCUGCGCGAGGUGUUUGACGAGUACGACAUCAACAUCUGCGUCAACCUGGCCAAGUUCCGGGGCCGCGACCUGCUGGACCAGGACUACGUGGCGCGCCGCAACGCCGUCGACUUUGGCAUCCCGCUGCUCAACGAGCCGCGCUCGGCGCUGCUGUUUGUCGAGGCGCUGGCGGCGCGCAUCCCGCACGGCUGCCUGCGCGGCUGGGAAGAGGGCAAGAUCCCUAGCGAGGUGCAGCCGUGGAAGUACUUUGUCAAGGAGGAGGCCGAGGCCCACGCCAACUGA